UUUCCACAUCUCUUUAGAUGCGAUCCGGUGCUCUGAGGUACCCCAAAGGAGCCCAUGCCUGACAAGGCCUUUGCGUCAGAGGCGCUGGUAAUCCCCCGACAGUGCAGUCCGACACUCCGAAGUCUCCCACGAGAGCCUCGCUGCCGAGGUGGUGAAGAUAAACACACAUGUGGGGUCCGGCAUGCGGCCAUCCUGACUCGAAAGGACCGGCACAUCUAUCACAGUUGACCACUGACAAGGCGCUUCCCGGGGCGAUACAGCUCCCGGCAGUUCAGCCAAGAGCAGGCAGGAAAGCGGACUUGUCGGGCCCAGACGGACUUCCCCCCGCGGUAGCGUUUUUGUGAUGCUGCGCUAUCUUGGGUUACACAGUUCGGGCGCUAGCUGAGAGCCAGAAGCGAGGCUCCAGUAAGCAAGCAUGCUCUGUACCGCGAUCAGGAGGGAAGUGCUUCCUAGCUUAGCGGUCUUGUGCCUGUUCGGAACGCUGACCUUCGCCGAUGGAGAACCCGCGGCCGGGAAAGCCGCGUCUCUCGCAGGCCGGGAAUUCCAAGGGGCUACGGAGGGGGCACAGGCGGGGGAGGGGUCUGCCUUUACCGACAGUGAGAAGAGGAAGGCCAUUGAGGAGACACAAAGGCUGAAGAAAGCAGUAGGCGAAAGGUCAACAGCGUCUUGGGCUGCUGAGGGACUUGGCGCUGUCCUGCCCGAGGUUGAAACUAUCAAUGUCAGAACUAAUGUUCCGGUCACGGGGGAGGGGCAGACUGCCCACGCCUCGCCUUCCCCCAGCCUGGCGGCAGAGACCUUAGCACAGGUCCUGGCACCAGGGUCCGGUCAGUGUGCCUACACCUUCAUCGUGCCAGAAACCCUAGCGAAACAGACCUGUAACGCCGCGGACACCGGCAUCAGGCAGCAGGACAUACAGGCCAUGUCCCGCCGGUGGGAAAUCAUGCAGACCCAGAUCGCUCAGCUCCGUAGCGAACUGACCACGCGACUCCUGGAGACGGAGAGGAACGUCCUGAACAAGUCCGCGGAGUUCAUGAAGAGGCUGCACCGCGAGGAGAAGCCGAGCGUGCCGCAGCCGGCUCCACCGGACCGUAGUCUGGAGAUAGAAAUAAGACAACUGAAGGACAGACUGGCCGUCAUAGAAGGCUUAAAUAGUAACCAAGACAACCUGAUAAGGAGUCUUGUACGGGACAGAGAAGAAGUCGACAAAGUACUAACGGCACACGAGACGCUCAUUCAGCAACUAAAACUCAGUAUGAGGCAAGAGCGAGAGAAAAACACCAAAUUCCAAAUGGAAGUUCGAAACUUAGUCUAUAACCAGAGUGGGACAAUUCUACAGCUCUUCGAGCAGGUGAACGCGCUAGGCUCAGAAAGGACACCGGAGCGGCAACCCGAGGGCGGGACUUCCACUCCGCUCAGACAUGAAGACAUGCAGCAUUUGGCGAGAAACCAGAUCAACUUGAGCCGGAGGCUGAGCCUACAGCAGUCCAAACUGGAGAAUCUCACCACCGAGAUCCGGAAGAUCAACGUGGGGAGGGAGGUGGUCCAGGGCAGCAGAGAAAAAAGUAUAGCAGAAAUGGAAUCCAAGAUUCAGACCCAAGAAAAGCUGAUCGCUAACCUGACUCAGAUCGUCUUCAAACUGCUAAUACAAGAUCCGCCGCCCGUGGAUGAGAACUAUUGGACGGCCUACAAGUUCCAGUAUGACGACACCUGUAACAGUUGCCAUGGCGACCAGUACGUCAAACGUACCAAGUAUGACGUCGGCAAAUACGUCGGUGUCGUCCUCUGUACGCCCACGCGUUAUAAGAUCUUCCUGAGUGACUCGCUGACAGGUCUGUUCCGUAACGUGGCGGACAGGGUAGGGCAGGGGCAGGAUCACUGCGAGUUCCUGGGCUCUGCCCGUGAUGCCUCAGCCAUAGACCCGUAUUACUCCUACUGUAAGCAAGCCACAGGUUUUUGGCGGCGGUACCGAGGAGAAGACCCGAAGUACGGGCCGAUCGGGUACGACGGAACCGGCAAGUUCUUCGGGAGGUGGUACGAGUGCGGCAUGCCCAUACCAUAAGACACUCAACGCUAUGUGGAAAUGUCGGCGAGACGUCUAGCACUGUAUGGUUGCAUUGGGAGGAAUUUACAUGUACGUAAAGAAAAACGAACAGAACUCAAUAAGACAUGUCACCCUUGGGAAAAGUUGGGUUUUUGUUGAAAUAGGUUUAAAGGUUAACGUUGUUGCCUACAUGUCAGAGAAGGUUUAAUUUGUUUUAGACCGUUGUGUAAUUGCACGUUCUAUGGUGCUAUGUUUCCAUGGUUCUUCAAACUAAUGUGGGAAAAACGUCACUAAACAUAGUGAUAUAAGUUGUUACAAUCGUACUUACUCUAUCUGUAUAUAAGCUAGAAAGUAUGUGCAAGGCAUUUAUUUACAUGCUGUUUCUCGUUAAUUGAAAUAACGUUUAGUUUUAACAAGGAGGUUAAAUCAGUUGAAUUUAAAGCUCCUUGGUUUUGACAAUUUUGCUUGUUGCUCCAGAAUAUAACUCUAUGCAGAAA
This is a messenger RNA of Branchiostoma belcheri (Belcher's lancelet), 2538 nucleotides long. RefSeq lists its product as uncharacterized. The coding region runs from base 416 to 2059 and encodes 547 amino acids. The record is from RefSeq and is a predicted model, not a curated record. The transcript is spliced from 6 exons. Lineage: Eukaryota; Metazoa; Chordata; Leptocardii; Amphioxiformes; Branchiostomatidae.